Molecule: messenger RNA, 1788 nt
Organism: Colletotrichum gloeosporioides
Lineage: Eukaryota; Fungi; Ascomycota; Sordariomycetes; Glomerellales; Glomerellaceae
Exons: 1
Coding region: 1-1788 (595 amino acids)
Molecular function (GO): protein binding
Source: RefSeq, a predicted model, not a curated record
AUGUCAAACUUGGGCCCACUACCCAACGAGGUCCAUGGCCUCAUCUUCUCGUGGCUACCUCAGCGGGAUCUCUUGACAUGCCGUCAUCUCAACAAGAAAGUCGGGGACAUUGCGACAUCCGUCGCAUUUCGACAUGUUUCACUUAAGGCGCGUCGUAAAUGCGAGGUGUUUGCGAAGAUUGCCAGAUCGACACAUCUGCGCAGGGCCGUCCGAGAGCUUACUAUUGACUCCUGGGUCGGCCCAUCGUUUGAAUACAACUUGAACGGAGGCUACCCGAUGCCGCAGGAAUUCAUCGCCGCCCUAUCAUUUGUCGGAAUGUUUUCAAAGCUCAAGACGGUGAACAUCCGUUUUAAUGAAAACGUCGGCAAUGGCCAAGAAUCUUUCCACGAAAUUGAAGAGACUUACGACUUUCGUUUCUGGGUUCUUGAUACUGUCAUCAAGUGUCUUGCAGGCACUUGGAAUGGGAACAAUCAACAACUGAGAAUGCAAGAAGUCCACUCGAGCAUGUACAAAGGCCAAUCAUCGAACUGGGAGGAGUCUAAGGGCCUUAAGCUGACGGACCAAGACGUGCAGCUUCUUCAACCAGUUCAUGUGGAUACCAUCACUGUGUCUAACCUCCAGGACUUCAAAGACAAACGGCUGACGGAGUCGGCUGCAUUCAAAUCAGUCAUUUCGUCACCAAAUCUACGGGACCUCAAGCUUUUCAUCACCACCGAGAGCGACGAAGCCGCACCAGAGAGGAACAUUUUCUUUCCUGAGAGAUAUGAUAUUGACUGCCUUCCGCACACAUGGUUAUCCCCAAGCUUAGCAAAGAACCUCAGAACUCUUUCUCUCUACUGCGAUGAUUAUUGGGGAUGGUGCCCCCGACUAGAUCUUCGAACAGUCAACCCCGGAUCUGGGCCCGAUUCCGGACUCCCUGUUCUGAAAGUCCUAGCACUCGGGAACUACGUUUUCAGCCACGAAUGGCAAAUUGAUUGGAUUGCUUCCCUUGGCCGCAAAAACGACAGCGGAGGGCUUGAGGAGCUAUACCUCGAUGAUUGUAUCAUACUGUUCCGGGCCGAAAUGCAAGGGCAUCUCGACACAGGCACAACGAUCAUUGGCACAGACAGCGGUGGCAGCUCAAUGGAAAUUUCCAACGACAGGUACCCUAGCAAGAAACAGUUCACAACGAACGAUGAAGAGGAAGCCGAAUGGGAUGAUGUUACCGUUGAAUUCGACAUCCGGUGGCACGCUGUCUUCUCGCACUGGAAGAACACCAUGCGAGGCCUAAAGAUCCUCAAAGUGGGCUCAGGCUCGUGGGGUGAAGAGCAUGUCGAUGCCAUUAUCGACGCGGAAUUUUGGCACCAGAACGCAAACAAAGACGCGAAAGAAUUAGAUAUUGCUAUGUCAACUUACAGGAGGAAGCGUGAUAAGUUCCGGACAGAACUUGCAGCCCAGGUCUUUCUGAACUUCGCAGCUCCUGGGCCGAAUCACAAGGUUGCCGGGACUCAUGAGCCGCAAGUCAGGUAUAAAGACGGCGUCGGUCUUGAUCAAGUAAGCCAGAAGUUUCUUCGAUACUACAAAUACGACAUGGGAAUGUGCCCUCAAUGGUUGGAAGAAGACGAGGAAGGAGAAGAGCAGGAGGAUGGAGGCCUCUGGGACGUGGGAACAACUGAAGAAGAUUGGAACGCACUGCUGGAGCUUCUCGACACUGUCGAAGCGAGGCGUCUCGGACUGCCUCUUCAAGGUUUGCAAGGACGAGACUUGCAAUCUGCACUCAGGGAGAACGAAAGACUUCUCGUGCUGUAG